AUGGUUCGCGAGGAGCUUAUCUCCUCUGCUGACCCGUCGGUAGCCGCAUCCCCGGUUGAGAAGCGAGUCGCAUUCCUCCAGUCCAAGAACCUCACGAAGGAAGAGAUCGAUGUCGCUCUGUCCAGGACGGGCGAGGAUCCCUCUGCGGCGGCAGUCGUAACUUCAUCGUCUGGCUAUCAACCAGCCCCCCAACAAGCUGCCUACCGGCCCUUUCCCCCACCUGGGCCGGGCUAUGGCUAUCCUCCGUAUGGUCAAUGGCAGCCUCCGCCAGAGCCCCCCCAACGGGACUGGCGUGACUGGUUCAUUAUGGCUACAGUUGUGGGAGGAGUAGGAUAUGGCCUCUACUCUAUCACCAAGCGCUACAUUACACCCCUGAUCGCACCACCAACUCCGCCCCAGCUGGAGCAAGACAAGGAACACAUUGACGAGGAAUUCAACCGCGCGUUCGCCCUGAUCGACCAACUCUCCACAGAUACGGCGGCCCUGAAGUCGGCAGAAGAGGCGCGCACGGAGCGGCUGGACGCUGCCCUUCGGGAGGUAGAGAAUCUGGUUUCCGAUAUGAAGAAUGCUUCCCGGCGAAGAGACGAUGAGACUCGUCGCAUCAGCGACGAAGUCAAGUCACUGAAGGAUGCCAUUCCCAAGGCCCUGGAAGGUGCUCGGGAAGGUAACGAGACACGGCUCAAGGAGCUGGGCUCCGAGUUGAAGAGCUUGAAGGUCUUGCUGGGCAACAGACUCGGCAGUGGUAGCAACGGCGCUAGCUCUCCUACUCCUGGACGGUUCAGCGGUAUGAGUCUACCUACUGCGACUGCUUCCCGGCCAGUAGAGGAGUCGAGCCCCGCUGCGUCGGGCACGACCAACGGUGCGCCCUCGGCAUUGCCUGAACAAACACCUCCCCCCGCCCAGCCGAGCCCGAGCGCCAGCACGACCUCGCUGGGAAACAACAAUCCUCUGUCGCAGUUCAGCCGGUCCGCGUCUAUUCCUGCCUGGCAGAUGGCGGCCGCCAACCGGUCCAAGACUGCUUCACCUUCCACUGCCUCCACCACCUCUCCGGACAACUCCUCCGCCACGGCCACCGAGCCCAGCGCUCCGGCCAAAACCAAGAUGUCCUCUCGCGACCCUCAUCGCACCUCCCAUUCUUACUCCCACUCCCACUCCCACUCCCGCACCCGCUCGCGCUCGCGCUCGCGCUCCCCAAACACAACCACCACCACCACCCGCCCAGACAGACACCGCACCAGACACCAUCACCAUCACCACCACCACGACCACGACCGUCAAGACCGCCACGACCGCCACCGCGCGCACCGCGAACACCGCGACCAGAAGAACCGCAGCAGCCAACAACCGACGCAACAUGCCGCCCCCCCGGCACCCAUCACCCUCCCCUUCCAAGCGCGCGAACUCCGGAAACGCGACCUCGCGCACUACACUCCCAUGUUUGAUAUGUAUCUGGAUAUCCAGAAGGGGAUCUUUCUGGACGAUCUGUCCGAGGAGGAGCUGAAGGGGCGGUGGAAGAGCUUUGUGGGGAAAUGGAACCGUGGAGAACUGGCCGAGGGAUGGUACGAUCCGAGUACACUGGAGAAGGCGCGACAGAAUCUUGCGGAGAUGCAGGCGCAGACACAGCGGGAGAACGAAUCAGCUGAGGAUACUAUACCGGUGGGGAGACAGUCAGAUAGGCCUGAUGCGGAAGACAACGACGACGACGACGACGACGAUGAAUACGGCCCCGUUCUCCCCGGGGGUCACGGUCACGGACACUGUGGAACAGGAGGCUUCUCAUCCGGCCCGACGAUACCCACCAUGCAGGAUCUGGAACUGCGGAAAGGUACGCUAACAUACCUACCACCCAAUUGCACAGCUAGGGCUGUGUCUCUCUCCGAAGACGCCCUCGCGGCGCGGCAAGACUCGCGCAGCCUCCACCGGGGCGAACUGCGCUCGCACCGCGCCGAAGUGCGCCACAUGCAGGACGAGGUAGCGCCGCGGGCAGAACCGGGGACGCACGAACGGCGCAUGGAGAAACGGCAGGAGGCGACGGCGGCGAAUCGGGCGUUCGCGGAGGCCAAACGCGGCGGGUCGCCUGAGGCCGCGCCGGAGGAGGAGCUGAUGGGAUCCGGCGAGAACGACCUGGACGCCCUGAAGAACGCCCGCGCCAGGGAGCAGCGCAAGAAGAACGAGCGCGAGAUCCGCAAGGAGGAGAUCAUGCGCGCCCGCGCCGAGGAGCGUGAGGAGCGCUUGCGCCAAUACAGGCAGAAGGAGGAUAAGACGAUUGGGUGGUUGAAGACAUUGGCGAAGCAGAGAUUUGGGUGA
Aspergillus heteromorphus CBS 117.55 is the source of this 2307-nucleotide messenger RNA. RefSeq lists its product as uncharacterized. Lineage: Eukaryota; Fungi; Ascomycota; Eurotiomycetes; Eurotiales; Aspergillaceae. The transcript is spliced from 7 exons. The record is from RefSeq and is a predicted model, not a curated record. The coding region runs from base 1 to 2307 and encodes 768 amino acids.